Messenger RNA from Pteronotus mesoamericanus, 4588 nucleotides. RefSeq names its product MDM2 proto-oncogene (gene MDM2). Gene Ontology annotation, molecular function: identical protein binding; p53 binding; ubiquitin protein ligase activity. Gene Ontology annotation, biological process: protein ubiquitination; cell cycle; regulation of cell cycle. The record is from RefSeq and is a predicted model, not a curated record. The transcript has 12 exons. NCBI's taxonomy places the organism in Eukaryota, Metazoa, Chordata, Mammalia, Chiroptera, Mormoopidae. Gene Ontology annotation, cellular component: nucleus. Bases 307 to 1782 code for a protein of 491 amino acids.
GCUAUUUGGGUCCCCCUUGUCCUGCUCGGUUCCUUUUGGGGCAUGUGCGGGCCUGUAUUUCUGAAAGGGAAAUGGAGCAAGAAGCUGAGCUUGAGGGGCAGCUUUAAACCCUCUGACCUAGGUCUUGCUGCUUCAUACGUCAGGAGCCACCGCCUCUAGACAUUUUCGGACACGUUCUGAGUCUGCAGAAAAGGAGCUAAGCCCUGACUUGUCUCCAGCUGGGGUAUUUAAACUGUGACUUUUGCCAGCUGUAUUCACAGCUGUGGUCACAGGUGUACAGCACUCUUUCUGUAGUGAUCCAGGCAGAUGUGCAAUACCAAUAUGUCUGUGUCUACUGAUGGUGCUGUAAGUACCUCACAGAUUCCAGCUUCGGAACAAGAGACCCUGGUUAGACCAAAGCCAUUGCUUUUGAAGUUGUUAAAAUCUGUUGGUGCACAAAAAGACACUUACACUAUGAAAGAGGUUAUAUUUUAUCUUGGCCAGUAUAUUAUGAGUAAAAGAUUAUAUGAUGAGAAGCAACAGCAUAUUGUGUAUUGUUCAAAUGAUCUUCUGGGGGAUUUGUUUGGAGUGCCAAGUUUCUCUGUGAAAGAACACAGGAAAAUAUAUACAAUGAUCUACAGAAACUUGGUAGUAGUCAAUCAGCAGGAACCAUCUGAUUCAGGCACGUCUGGGAGUGAAAACAGGUGUCACCUCGAAGGUGGGAGUGAUCAAAAGGACUCUGUGCAAGAGCUGCAGGAAGAGAAACCUUCAUCCUCAGAUUCGGUUUCUAGACCAUCUACCUCAUCUAGAAGGAGAACAAUCAGUGAGACGGAAGAAAACUCAGAUGAAUUACCUGGUGAACGUCAAAGGAAGCGCCACAAAUCUGAUAGUAUUUCCUUUUCCUUUGAUGAAAGCCUUGCUCUGUGUGUAAUAAGGGAAAUACGUUGUGAAAGAAGCAGUAGCAGUGAAUCCGCAGGGACUCCAUCAAAUCCGGAUCUUGAUGCUGGUGUAAGUGAACAGUCAGGUGAUUGGUUGGAUCACGAUUCAGUGUCAGAUCGAUUCAGUGUAGAAUUUGAAGUCGAGUCUUUAAACUCUGAAGAUUAUAACCUUAGUGAAGAAGGACAAGACCUCUCCGAAGAAGAUGAUGAGGUAUAUCAAGUAACUGUGUAUGAAGCAGGGGAGAGUGAUACAGAUUCAUUUGAAGACGAUCCUGAAAUUUCCUUAGCUGACUAUUGGAAGUGCACUUCAUGCAGUGAAAUGAAUCCUCCCCUUCCAUCACAUUGCAACAGAUGUUGGGCCCUUCGUGAGAAUUGGCUUCCUGAAGACAAAGGGAAGGAAAAAGGAAACAUGCCUGAGAAAACUGAACUAGAAAACUCAACACAAGUAGAAGAGGGCUUUGAUGUCCCGGAUUGUCGAAAAAAUACAAUGAAUGAUUCCCAAGGAUCAUGUGUUGAGGAAAAUGAUGAAAAGAUCACACAAACCUCCCAAUCCCAAGAAAGUGAUGACUUUUCUCAGCCAUCAACUUCUAGUAGCAUGAUUUAUAGUAGCCAAGAAGAUACCAAAGAGUUUGAGAAAGAAGACACACAAGACAAAGAAGAUAUUGUAGAAUCUAACUUUCCCAAUAAUGCCACUGAACCUUGUGUGAUUUGCCAAGGCCGACCUAAAAAUGGUUGCAUUGUCCAUGGCAAAACAGGACAUCUUAUGGCAUGCUUUACAUGUGCGAAGAAGCUGAAAAAAAGAAAUAAGCCAUGCCCCGUAUGUAGACAACCAAUUCAAAUGAUUGUAUUAACUUAUUUCUCCUAGUUGACAUGCUUAUUUAAGUAGGAUCAUAGUUGUGAUCCUACUGACUCGUAUGCCCAAUUGGUGGGGCCCUUGUCCUGUGGACCUGAGUGUCAUGUGUUUGAUUUCCAUUCUCUACACACCUAGGUUGUGCAUUUGAACCCUGGCCAGGGCACAUAGGGUAAGCACCCAGUCGAUAUUUCUCAUAUCCAUGUUUCCCUUCCUCAAUAAACACAUCCUUAGGUGAGGAUUUAAAAGAAGAAGAAAAAAAAGUGCUGUGGUAUUUGUAACACCACAUACCUCUGAACAUGCUGUGGAUGGAUUUGAAGAUAGCCAAUAUUCUCAUUGGCGGUGUAUCACUUCUGCCUCUGAUAAGAUCUUUUAAGAAAAAAGUCCACUUUGACUUCUUUUUAUUUUACCUUCUUACAACUGUAUGGAUACCACUUAGUAAUAGAAACAUUCCCUCCCCCAAAAAAUAAUUUAAGUAGGACAUUUAAAUGUAACUUAUUUAGUACCUUUCAUGUAAAAAGUUUGUGAAAGAUUUAAUUACUUAAAUUUUAGAUAUUAUUAAACUUGUCAAUCCUUAGUUUCUCUGUUCUUUCAGAACCUUGUAAAAUACUCUAUCUAGAUAAAAAAAGAAAUUGGUAGUUAUAUUUUAGUAUGUAAGUAAAAAUGUUCGUUAUUUUCCAGCUUCUCCAGUGUAGUGAAGAAUAGAUGGUAAUGAUGUCAGUUUGAGAAGUCUUUGAGAGGAACCAUCAUUUACCCACAGACACAACUUUUUAAGACCAAGGCAUCUUAACGUGUGUAUCAGGCUCUUUUCUGCACCUAAUUUCAGGAUUUGGUGCAAUCUCUUGGCUAAAUUGAGAACUUCUAUGACACUUUGAAAUGCCUUUGUGACCUGGGUUUUGUGGUUCCUGGAAGUUACUUAGGUUUCAGACCUUUGCCUAAGGCCAGUUUUAGAAACCAGUGAAUUCACAAAGUAAUUUGAGAAAUGUAAUAAACAAAAGGACAUUUUAAACUAGUUGGAAAUGUUCCAACAUUGCUCUAAAUUGUCCAGAAAUUUUGCAUCACUUUAAGAAUGGUAGGGUCUGAUUCUAAAAUAUCUCAAACUGCAUAGAUUAACAUCUUGAUUUAUAUUUAAUUAUGAAUUAUCAGCAAAAUAGUGAAAAUAGACAUUUUGAUUGAAGGUCCCAGUGUUUUAUUCCCACUUAUGAUAGUUGUAUACACUCAGGUGAGGACAACUUAUUAAACUUUAAGACAAUAACCACACACAUGAUCUACCUGAUAUACAUAUGUAAAAAAAUAAAUAGCUGAAGCAUUUAUUAGCCAAAGAGUAUCCUCAAAUACAGUAAAGCUAUAUUAAUUUGGGACUUAUAAUACUUCAAGUAUAGAAUUAAGGAUCUUUUCUGAGGACAGUAGUAAAAAUUAGAUCGGGUAUAUUAAGGCAAUGAUUACACUAUUUAUAAAAUAUUCAGAUCUUUCCAAAUGAUCUCAUCAUGCCUAUACGUUACUAACGUAAUUUUUUUUUUUAAAGAUUUUAUUUAUUUAUUUCUAGGGAGAUAGGAAGGCAGUCAGAGAGGGAGAGAAACAUGGAUGUGUGACAGAUAACCGACUGCUUGCCCUUCGCACACCUCCAACUGGGCACCUGGCCCAAACCCAGGCAUGUGCCCUGACUGGGAAUUGAACUCAUGACACUUUGGUUUGCAGGCUGGUGAGCAAUCCACUAGCCACACCCAUGAGGGCCUGAUAUAUAUUUACUAUCCAUUUGUAUACUUAAAUUUUUUUUAAUAAAUGAUUUACUAAAUGUUUAAACAUUUAGAAUUUAGAACGUUUAAACAAAUGUUUAGAAUUGUUUUAAGAAUGUGAUUAUUGGAUUUUACAAACACUUUAAAUUUUCCCAUAAUAAUGAGUUUUGUUAAAAUAGAUACCGUAGUUGAAUAUCAUCUAUUUGUGUAAUCAAAGGUACAAGUCUGAAUGUGCUUGUUUUUGGAAUGACCAUGCCUGCUUGCUUUCAAAAUACACGUUGAGAGCCUCCAAGGCUCUCAACCUGAUAAAGUUGAGAGCCUCUAAGGUUCUAAGGUCCACUUGAGGGUAUCUUAAAAUUUAGUAGAGCUGUGAAAUGCUUUGCCCCCUAUCCAGUUCACUUGUGUUAACCACAUUUCAGGUUGUCGUAAGUGGCUUCUCAAUAAGUAAUAGGGAACUGCCUUUCUGGAAGGGAUGAAGCCCAGACAGGGAAGGGAGUUACGGAUAGCUAGCCACUGUACCACUUGUCAGCAUGAAAAAUCCCUAUUGUAAUUGCUUAUAAUUUCUUUGUGUCAUCUACAAAACUGCAUUCCAUGGGACCAAGAACAUCUUGAUUGUGGUACACAAACAGGUGCUCAAGAAGAAUUUAUUGAGUGGCCCCUGGCUGGGUAGCUCAGUUGGUUAGUGUUGUUCUAAUAUGCCAAGUUGGCGGGUUCUGUCCUGGGUCAGGGCACAUAAAAGAAUCAACAACCAAUGAAUGCAUAUGUAAGUGGAAUGACAAAAUUGAUGUUUCUCCUUCAAUAAUUUAUUGACUAAAUCAGAGCACUGGGACUUGCUUGAGUCUUGACUGGCUUUAAAUCAGGAGCUUGUGUGCCCCCAGACUAGACCAGGGUUAACUAUUGGCAUUAUUUAGUUUCAAUUUGUAUUUUUAGUAAGGGUUCCAAAGACUGGUUAGUGGCAUGUCCGUAGGCUUGUGGUGAUAUCUGCAAGUUAAAUGUAUUGUGAAGAGUUUGUGGCUGCACUUUCUGGUGGUUUGGAUUCUGAAUUGGGUUUUGAUUUAGUAUUUACAAAAAUUUCUUCAUCUUAA